AUGAUAUCCUCAACGUUGGUAUACUUAAUAUUUUUCAUCGGAAUUUCUUAUGAAUUGACCAAUGGUGUGGGUAGAACACCUCAAAUGGGAUGGAAUAGUUGGAAUCAUUUUAAACAUAAUGUUAGUGAAAAAAUAGUCCGACAAACUGCAGAUGCUAUGGUAGCCACAGGUCUUGCAGCUGCUGGAUAUCAAUAUGUGAAUCUGGAUGAUUAUUGGCAAUUGACUCGAGAUAGUCAAGGUAUUAUUCAUCCUGAUCCUCAAGCUUUUCCAAGUGGAAUACCAGCUCUUGCUGAUUAUGUUCAUUCAAGAAAACUUAAAUUUGGUCUUUAUUCAGAUGCUGGAUUUAUGACAUGUGCUAAACGACCUGGUUCACUUGAUUAUGAAACAAUAGAUGCUAAUACAUACGCAUCUUGGAAUGUUGAUUAUUUGAAAUAUGACAACUGUAAUACAGAUGGAAAUAUUCCUGAAGUUCGAUAUCCAGUCAUGCGAGAUGCUUUAAAUGCUAGUGGACGACCUAUCUUCUUUUCUAUAUGUGAAUGGGGUGUUGAUACACCUGCAUUAUGGGCAGCUAAUGUUGGAAAUAGUUGGCGAGCAACAGGUGAUAUUCGAGAUAAUUGGGAUUAUAUGAUGUUUAAUAUUGAUAUUAACAAUAACUUUGCUGAUAAAGCUGGACCUGCCGGAUGGAAUGAUCCUGAUAUGCUUGAAAUUGGAAAUGGUGGUAUGACUGAUGCUGAAUAUGUUACACACUUUUCUCUUUGGGCUAUUAGUAAAGCACCUUUACUUAUCGGAUGUGAUGUAACUAAUAUGAGUGCAGCUACUUUAUCUACUCUAACUAAUCCUGAAGUAAUUGCUGUUAAUCAAGAUCCAUUAGGUGUACAAGGAAAAAAAGUUGCUUUUGCAUCAUCACAAUUCCAUAAUGUAUCAACUGAGAUCGUUGUUGAAAAUUGUUCAACAUCAUCAAAAAUAGAACCAAAACGUCUGCAAUGGACUAGGGGUGUGGGUGUGUGGGCGUGGAUGGGUGUGGGUGUGAGGGUGUGGGUGGGUGUGGGUGUGUGGGCGUGGAUGGGUGUGGGUGUGAGGGUGUGGGUGUGGGAGGGUGGGGGUGUGUGGGUGUGGGUGUAUGGGUGUGCAUGUGGGCGUGAGCCUUCCUUUUCCAAAUCCACACCCACACCCAAUAUCAAGCAAGCACAUAAACAUGUUACGAACGAUGGGAGCAUUAUAAACAAAAACAACGGUAUGUGUCUUAGGCCCCAAUUACGCCAAAAAAUGAAUUAACACUAAAGUUGAAUGAAGUUAUAUGAUAAGUGCAGUAUGAAUUAAAUCACCUUCAAAAGACGACCUAACUCAUAAUGCGCUAAUCACAUUACUUAAUUCAGCUUUAGGUUAAGUCACUUAUUCAGUGUGAUUCUCCAAGUAGACAAAGAGUUGGUAAAACGUAUUUAAACGUAUAAAAAGAAAUCGUGAUUUUUACCUUUUUAACACUUUAAAAGCGAUAAUUUGGUGCUAAAAAUGGCGUUUCUGAUGUUUUAAUAAAUAGGAUGAAUUGUUCCCAAUCGCGGUUCUCUUUUUUAUGUUUAAACAUACGUUCUUCCAAAAUUCUGUCUGCUUUGAUGAGACCUAAAAUAAGAUGUGUACAAUACAGGAAAUGUGUCUUGUUUUUUUGAGACACAUAUGCAUCUAAACAGAUAAAUAUGUCGUUUUAUUAUAUGACUCGACCUAUAUUCACUUAAAUUAGACAACCAUGUAUUUAUAUUUACUUUCUUUCUUGGUUUUAUUAAUUUAUUUUCGUAAGUCAUAUGAACCGUUACUCUUUGUGAUAAAAUUAAAUUAUUUUAAUCUGUAUGGUUGAGAUGGUAAUGCAUUUUUUUCUUUAAUGUAUUAUUUGUUGAGUUAUUAACUUGCUAUUAUAUUUUUAUUCUUAAAUUGAACAGAUAAUAUGCUUGUUAUCGUGCAUAUGAGCAUCAGUCAUGAUUCUACUCAAAAAUUACUUUGAGCGCUUGUUGAGAAUAAAAAGUAGAAUACGUAUUAAACUAACUAUAAAUUCAAUAUUAUGACAUUUUAAACACUUUAUACGAUUUUUUCUCUAUUGAGUUUUAUUUUUGUAGUUUUUUACUCUUAAAUAAUUCUUUAUAUAUAUAUAUGUAUAAAUGAAACAAAAUAUUAUUCUUCAGAUGAUACUAUAAUUGGUGAUAUUAGUUUCAUAGAAAUAUAUUUUAUGAUGUAAGUUUUUCUGAAAAAUGUUUUAACGAAUAAUGCAAAUAUAAUUCAAGUUUAGCAUCUAAAUGUAAAUUUUGAUUAAUAAUUUUGCAGUCUUUUCCAUAAGAGGCAUUACGCUUAAGCCACGCCCGAUGUUGCACAAUCAAUGCCAUCGAUUUGACCGAUGUUUUUACAAUAAGUAGAUCUAACAAAGUUAAGAAGAAAUUGAAAAUUUCAGUUCAAGCAAAUAAAGUAUUCUGGAGAUAUAGACGCUGUAAGUAUGAGCGGCUAGGCUAUAUUUCGAAUGUCUUCCACAGUAAAGGUUUUCAGUAAGUAUUCAUUUUCUAAAAAAACAUUAGAGUUUGAGUUGAGAUUUUUUUUACCAUAAAUGCUAUUGACUAUGAGCUAUCUUUCGAUGGUAAUAAAAAGUUUCUCAUCUCUGAAUAAUUAUUGCCUGGCAUCAUCUACCAUUUUCAGGAAACAUGCUCACUAACAUAAGAUAAGUUAGUCGGAUUAGCGAGAUGGAUUUACUCGAGAAUAAUCUCAUUUAAUAGACCACAUCAAAAUGUAUUUAGUUAUGCACUCAAAAUUGUGAAAAAUCUUUGCCUAGAACAAAUGAUUGUGCUCGAUGUUUUUUAAUAUAUCAUUAGUAUAAAUUCUUACUUUUAGGAAAGUAACUCUAUAUUCUAAUACUCCAUAGAUUUCUCUACAAUCUUUUAUAUAAAAAAUCUUGAAUUACAAUUAUUCGCUAAGAAAAAUUUCUAGUACAUAAAGAUAGCUUUAAAAUCAAAUUUCUAGAAUUCCACGUUGUGUUCUUUUUUCAUUUAAUAACUGAAAUCGUUUCAGUUAAAGAUAUUAAGUUUUAUAGAAAAAGUGUUCUACAUUCUGACAGAGUGUAAAAUUCUGCAUCUUUUAAUUUUUUUUUUACAGAAGGCAAAAGACAUGAAUAGGUACCGAGUUGGAAUUACAUUUCUUGCACUAUGAGACAAAACUAUCAAAAGUCUGUUCAUAUCUAUUAGAUUUUAUUGUUAUUAAUCGAUAUGGCAGUUAAAUAAACAACAGAUUCGGAGUCAAUGCAAAAAAAAGCCACAUUAGAUUUUAUAUUUUAAGCGAAAACAAUUUUUUUACGAAAGAUCGGCCUGCGAUCCAUUCAGCUUAUUCUCUUUCAAAAACAUGUGAGUCGAUGCAGUUUUCUACAAUGAUUCCAAAUAUACUGUUUAUUUUGCUCACAGAUUGUGCUUUAAUGAUUAAAAAUUCGAAAUACAAAUAAAAUUUGAAGAGUUUUAUCAUAUAGUGCAUUAACUGUGGUUCCUACUGAAUAUCCAUGCACGUCUUUUUUUCGUUUUAGAAUUAUAUAUUAAAAGAUGCAGAAUUUCACGCGCUAUCAAAAUAUAUAAUUCAUUUUCUAAAAAUGGAAAUUUAUACUAACAAUAUAUAAAACAAUAUCCAAUGCCAUUUCUUUCUUACUAGAGAAAGUUUUUUCAUAAAAAUGCAAGAUAUUAUAAAAAACAUUUUCCUUACUAAAAUUAAAUAUCACAAAAUUUUGAGAAUAUAAUUCAAUGAAUUUUGAUGUGCUCUUUCAAAUAAGACUGUUCUCGAGUAAAUCCAUCUCACUGAACCGACUAACUUGUUUUAUCGAUAUGAACAUAUUUUCUGAAAAUCUUUACUUUGAAAAGUGUUCGAAAUAUAACUUACUUGCUCAUAUUUACAACGUUUCUAUCUCCAGAAUGCUGUAUUUAUCUGAAAUGAAAUUUUGAAUUUCUUCUUAACUGUGUUAGAUCUAUUUACUAUAAAAACAGCAGCCAAAUCGGUGAUAUUCAUUGCACAACGUUGGGCGUGGCUUAGAUACAAUGUCUCAUGAGAAUAGAAGGUAACAUACAUAACAUUGAUCUGUACAGAUUCGUUCAUUUGAAUCUAAAAGUUUUAGUAUAAUUUAUUGAAAUAUUUAGGAUUAUAUCAAAUAUUUUAGUCUUGUUUAUUCUAUGUAGCAUUGAAUUUUUCAUUUUCUUCGGUUAAUCAUAUAUCAUAUUCGAAAUCAGUUUCAAUUUUCAUGUGACUAUUUUGCACUAUAUUUUUACAUGUAAACACAUUUUUGUAUCAAUGACAAGAUCUUGGUUACAAUAGAACGAACCUGAUACAUGAUGAUAUAGGGGUGUGGGUGUGAAACAAGAAGAUAAUACACAUGUUCAUCCGCAGUAUUUUUUAUUUUAUUGUUAUUUAAAAUUACUUAGCAUUUAAAUGAGAGUCUAUAUCAAUUCACUCAAAUAAAUUUUAUGCAUAAUGUUGCCCUAUUAAAUAAAGAGAAACGAACAUUCUAUCUAUGAGCUGAAUGAAGAGGAAAGUACAUUGGUAUAUUGAGAACAUAGUUGCAUAAAUCAUGUACACUGAUCAAAAAAAGAAAAGAAAAUAGCAAUAUGUUGAUGCAAAUGCAACAGAAAUAUAUUAUAAUAAUGCGAUUGUGAUUUAGCUAUCUCGAGAUGAAAGUCUUCGAAAGAAAUCACCAAAUAAACUGUAGUCGUAAGCAAGGGCGGCGGAACGAUUUUAACUUAGGGGAGGCUCAAAAUUUUUUCCUAGGCAAUGAUGAGAGAUGGAACAAAAAAGGAACUAUUUUCUACUUUUUUUAAUGUUCGCUAUAUUUUAAACGCAUUUUUGGAUUUAUUCAUGUCAAAAUUUGAACCAUAGUGAAAAAUUUUACGGCAACGUUUACUUUUCUAUUGGAUAAUUAGCAUGUACAUAAAAAUCUUACACCUAAUCUAAUGCGAAUAUAGCAAGGCAGAGCUAAAAGCACGUCUCACGACCGAAAAUGAUUUCAUGCUGUUUUUUUUUGAAUGAACCAUUGCAGCUAUUCUUCUAUUCCAUGUAAACUAAUUUUUCUUCAUAUGAAGGAUAUCGAUAUGACUAAAAGUGAUCAGCGAAUAAAAUGUGCCAAAAGUCAUUGUGACUUAUUAAAUGCAUUUCAAUGCACUAUUAUUCAAGCUGAAUCUAAUAUUUUUUAUUUCAAAUGGGAGCCUAGGAACACUUUGUUCUUAAAGAUCAAGUUAAUCAACAACGUAGCAAAAGCAGGAUUUGUAGCUACAAAAAGAAAAACAUUAGGUUUUUUCUAUGUCAAAAACAAUACAGUGCUACUUUCUAUAUCUACUAGAACUUUGUUCGUCAUUGUGCACUUCAGAUCAUUUAGAUCUUUCAGUAUUUCUUGACAGCCAUUUUCUGACACAUUUUGAAAAAGACCAAUAACUGAUGCAUUUUCCCUCGGUAGGUCAUUCGUGCCUCUUCGAAAACCAUUAAGGCCGUAAAAAGUGUGCGUUGGACUAUUUAACAACACAUGUUAUUAUUAAUAUUGGCUUUCGUGCUCCUUUUUCUCGAGAAUAUAUCAGGAUGAGUAUUUGUAAAGUCAUGAGGAUAGAUUUGAAUGAUUUAAAGUUCCUAAUAACGAUUGAAAUUCUAAUAGAUAUCGAAAAAACGCUUCAUAUCGUUUUCCACAUAGAGAAAAACCUCAUUUUAUUCUUUUUUGUAUUCGCAAAUUCCACUUUUGCUACAUUGUUGUUGAAACGGGUCUUUAAUAAUAUAGACAGUCUCUUCUUUCAAAUAAAACAAGUAUUGUGUUAAGCUUCAUUGCUACAGGAGUUACAUGUAUUUUCAAUAGUAAGGGUGCGGGUGUGGGUGUGUGUGGUGUGGGUGGGUGUGGUGUGGGUGCGGGUGGGUGUGGGUGUGGGUGGGUGGGUGUGAGUGUGGGUGUGGGUGUGGGUAAAAGAAAUAACACUCUCACCCACCCACACCCACACCCACACCGACACCCACACCCACACCCACCCCCACACCCACACACCCACACCCAAAUUUGAAAAAACACUAUGCCAUGAAUUAGAUUUAAUAAAGAUCAAUGAAGACUCUAUGAAAUGGAAUCUAUCAUAUAUGAGGAAAAUAAAACUUAUAAAAGUAUGUUUGAAAUAUUUUUUCCAUGUUAAAGUUUAUAAAUAGAUUCUCAUCAAGUCGGACAUCAGUUCAAAUAUCAAUAUCUAGUCGCAUACUUCAUAGAUACGAAAUAUCCUAUCUUAAAAUUUGCCUAUUUAUGUUUUAACUUUCAUGAGACAAUAUGCUAACAUAAAAAAAGCUUAGUUUUGUUUAGUAAGUGAAUUAUAGUGUACAGAAGAUGCAAAUAGUAACCUAGUUUCAAAGGAAAAAAAAUAAGUAAAGUUGUAUUGAACAUAGACUCCUAUCAAAAUAUAUUUAGGCUUGUGCACGCGUUUAAACUCGUAAAAGGAAUAGCGACAACAACAGAAAAACUGGGUGUGGAUGUGGGUGUGGGUGUGGGUGUGGGUGUGGGUGUGGGUGUGGGUGUGGGGAUGGGCGUGUGGGUGGGUGUGGGCAGGGUGCCUUUGACCACGCUCACACGCAACCCAACA
This is a messenger RNA of Rotaria sp. Silwood2, 6599 nucleotides long. The record is from the annotation of a GenBank genome assembly. Lineage: Eukaryota; Metazoa; Rotifera; Eurotatoria; Philodinida; Philodinidae.